Molecule: messenger RNA, 793 nt
Organism: Pteronotus mesoamericanus
Lineage: Eukaryota; Metazoa; Chordata; Mammalia; Chiroptera; Mormoopidae
Gene: FAM240B
Product: family with sequence similarity 240 member B
Exons: 3
Coding region: 252-488 (78 amino acids)
Source: RefSeq, a predicted model, not a curated record
AUGAAGGAAGGCUGCAAUGUCCCUGGAAAGAUAUUGUCUGAUUCUGCUACUAAUUUGGUUGAAAUGACCUUGAAAAGCCAAGGGAUUUCUGUAAGUCCUUCACUCCAUAUAUAAAGAGCUUCAAAAAUGAGACUUCAGGACAGCGCCUGUGGCCUUCACAAAUAAGAACUGAGGAGCCAGGAGAGGGGCUGUGAGAUAUUAGCAAGAUAUCAGCAAGAUAUUAGUUCACCUGAAAAUUCAUCUUUAAGGGGAUGAACAAUCAAUACAUCCGUCGGGAAGUCUUUUGCUGUGAAACAUGUCACGAUCUCAAAAACUUCUGGGAAAAAGAAAUUAGCAAACAAACUUGUUACCGGGAACUGGAAAAAGAUCGUCAGGAAAGGAGUGCCCUGAAAAAGCUCAGGGAAGAAUGGAAACGGCGACUGGAGGAAAGACUGCAAAUGCUGGACAAUCCUGGGAAGAAGGAAAAGCAGGGUAAUAUUGUGGGCUGAUUUAUUCCUGCCUCAUCCACCUUGAAGAUAACAAACCACCAAAGGCACUUUCUUAGGAGAUAAAACUAACACCCUUAUGAUAUGAUUUGCUAAGCAGGACAUCCUCGGUUUGUUCUCCCAUUUGUGAGGUGAUUUACACGUGAAACCUACCACCUGUCCCCCACCCCAUGCUAAUGGAACUUACAGAAGUUGUUAUCCAACUCACUCCUUCCUGCACAGAGGACAGGAUGACUGACAGUGGGAUAUGGAGCUCAGGUUAUUUAAUAUUAAAAGCUCUUGGAAUUAGCACUUCCCCAGUUUCAAAG